AUGGCACAACAAAAGACAAAUGGCAUUGGUGCUGUUGAUUCUAGUUUAGAUGAUUCAAAAAAACAAGGAACAAGAGUGUUCAAAAAAAGUAGUCCAAAUUCGAAGAUUACAUGUUACCUCGGAAGAAGAGAUUUUAUCGAUUAUAUGGAUCAUAUCGAUCCAAUCGAUGGAGUAGUUCUAGUCGAUCCAGAAUAUGUUAAAAAUCGUAAAGUCUAUGCAUCUGUCUUAGCAGCAUUUCGAUAUGGUAGAGAAGAUCUUGAUGUGCUUGGUUUAACAUUUCGAAAAGAUUUAUUUUGUUCAACUCAACAAAUUUAUCCUCCAAUUGAUGAUCAAAAAAAACCCUUAACGCAUUUACAACAACGUCUUUUACGUAAAUUAGGACCGAAUGCAUAUCCAUUUUAUUUUGAAAUUCCUCAAAGUGCACCAGCUUCAGUAACAUUACAACCAGCAGCUGGUGAUACAGGAAAACCAUGUGGAGUGGAUUAUGAAUUAAAAACUUAUGUAGCAGAAACAAGUGAAGAUAAAUCACAUAAACGAAGUUCCGUUAGAUUAGCAAUAAGAAAAUUAACAUAUGCACCAGAAAUUCCUGCACCACAACCUGUUAUUGAAGCACAUAAAGAUUUUAUGAUGUCACCUGCACCAUUACAUCUUGAAUGUACACUUGAUAAAGAGAUGUAUUAUCAUGGUGAAAGUAUCAAUGUGAAUGUUGUUGUCACGAAUAAUUCAAAUAAAACAUUAAGAAAAAUUCGUAUUUCUGUUAAGCAAUAUGCUGAAAUUUGUAUGUUCACAAAUGCUCAUUACAAAUGCACUGUCGCCGAAUUGGAAACUGAUGAAGGAUUUCCAAUAACUCCAUGUUCGAAUUUAACAAAAGUUUAUUCAUUAACACCAUUAUUGGCCAAUAAUAAAGAUAAACGAGGUUUGGCACUUGAUGGAAAAUUAAAACAUGAAGAUACAAAUUUAGCUUCAUCAACAAUAAUUCGAAAUGCAACACAAAAAGAAAAUCUUGGAAUUAUCGUGCAAUACAAAGUAAAAGUUAAAAUAAUUGUUGCAAUGGGAGGAGAUUUAGCAGUUGAAUUACCAUUUACAUUAACUCAUCCAAAACCUCCUCCAACUCCUUCACCAUCUCGACAGCUUGAAUUUAUUUCAAAUCAACAAACUACUGACGAUCAACAAAUUAUAGAUGUGCCUGUUGAUCAUAAUUUAAUUCAACUUGAUACGAAUUCUGAUAAUCCUGGUCAUGAUGAUGAUUUUAUCUUUGAAGAAUUUGCACGUAUACGUCUUAAAGGUCAUGAAAGUGGUCAUGAAGAUACUGAAGCAUAA
Rotaria sp. Silwood2 is the source of this 1320-nucleotide messenger RNA. The record is from the annotation of a GenBank genome assembly. NCBI's taxonomy places the organism in Eukaryota, Metazoa, Rotifera, Eurotatoria, Philodinida, Philodinidae.